Blastomyces dermatitidis ER-3 is the source of this 1432-nucleotide messenger RNA. RefSeq lists its product as uncharacterized. The record is from RefSeq and is a predicted model, not a curated record. NCBI's taxonomy places the organism in Eukaryota, Fungi, Ascomycota, Eurotiomycetes, Onygenales, Ajellomycetaceae. Bases 375 to 866 code for a protein of 163 amino acids. The transcript has 3 exons. Gene Ontology annotation, molecular function: carbon-sulfur lyase activity.
UUUACAUGCUGGAUGAAAUUCUCUUUGAAAUAAAAUAAUUAUACAAUUGCGUUAUUUCUACAUACAUGAUCUAGCUCUCCAUAGUUAGUUACAGCCUUCCGUAACUCAGGGUUAAGUCGUGCCGCUCUAUCAUAGUCCUGAUGAUUCUACCCCUCCCUACGACGUCAGUAUAGCAUCAUAUGUUUCCAAUAUAUUAGACGGGGAGAAGGAAUUAUUAUUCAGCAUCCUGAAAUGAUCCUGAUCCGGCGCAUUGCAUCAAGAUAUUUCCUCACCACGGGGUUCAAUUUACAUUUCAAAAAAGACUCACAGCAGGAUCUCCGCACUCUAUCUACAAAAAACGCAUUUUAGGGUUCCAUAGCAGUUGUUGAUCGAAUAUGCCGAUGAAACUCGACGGAAGCUGCCAAUGCGGCGGCGUACAAUUUACCCUCAACUCGCAGACGCCAGUCCCAUAUCAGCUAUGCGCCUGCAGCAUUUGCCGUAAGGUGGGUGGGUACAGUGGCAGCGUGAACCUGGGCGGCAUUGCCGACUCGCUCAAUGUGCUUCAGGGGAAGGAGUUGAUUAGGAAAUACACCGCCGUAAAAGACCGCGGCACCCCGCACGAGGAGCCCUGCUCCUCCGAGCGUAGCUUCUGCUCAAACUGUAGCACCAUGCUGUGGGUCUGGGACAAGCACUGGCCGCAGCUGAUCCACCCGUUCGCCGCGGCGAUUGAUACCGACCUGCCCGUGCCGGAGGAGAUGGUGUGUAUACUGGCGGACUCGAAGCCGAAGUGGGUGCGCUGGCCGGAGGGGAAGAAGAGUGUGUUUGAGAAGUUUGGUGGGGAGAGUUUGGAGGGUUAUCAUAAGAAGAAUGGGUUGUGGGUGGAGUGAGUUGGAGGGAGGGAAAGAGGGUGGACAUGGGUUGACUGGUUACGGUACGGUACGGUACUAAGGGAAGUGUGGUUUAGAGGGAAAUUUGGAGAUGGAUAUAUUAACAUUUGUUGAUUAUGAUAUAAAAUUGGUGGCUAUCUAAUGUGUAUAUAUAUGGGCCUCUGCUAUGCCGUUCAAAAUCAAAUGCCGGAGGGAGAAGUCCUAAGUAUUAAGCUUAUUCGUAAAUGUUAGCAAGGCAAUUGGUAUUUUCGAAGGGUAUAGCGAAAAAGACGUCGAAAGGAUGGUGAAAAGGGUAUCAGGUCUCCAAGAUGAUAGUUGUCCUCAAAGUCAAGACUCGGGAAGAACACAGCGAAAUAAUUGAGUUCAUCAGGUGGUUUUCAAACGAAAAGGAAACUGGAGGCACUGCCAGAAAAAGACAAAGGUAACAUACCCGUCCAAUCAUGAAAUAGUCUACAUUACUGAUAGUCCCUAGAAUCACAUCGAAGUGAAUUAGCGAUGGGCCAAUACAAAAACCAAGGUAAUAAAUAUCUCGACAGAUAUUCCAAAAACAAAUCCAUGGCGUAUCG